Molecule: messenger RNA, 1110 nt
Organism: Hibiscus syriacus
Lineage: Eukaryota; Viridiplantae; Streptophyta; Magnoliopsida; Malvales; Malvaceae
Exons: 3
Coding region: 1-1110 (369 amino acids)
Source: RefSeq, a predicted model, not a curated record
AUGAAUGUUCUGUCUAACCUCCUAAAUGUGGCUUCCACAAAAAGAGUCUUUAGCUAUCACCCUAAAUGCAAGAGGAUUGGACUCACCCACCUUUGUUUUGCGGAUGACCUACUCAUUUUCUGCAAGGGUUCUAUUGACUCUGUCAUGGGAGUGCAGACUGUGCUAGAUCAAUUCUACUUCAUGUCAAGGUUGAAGCUGAAUGCUAGCAAGUGUGAGAUGUAUGCAGCUGGUAUUCCUGAUGAGCAGAUCAACACCAUCAAGGAAAUUACUGGUUUCAAAUUGGGCUGCCUCCCAGUUAGAUAUUUAGGAGUCUCACUGGUUACCAGUAAGUUGGCUGUGAAAGACUACCAAAGUCUCAUAGAUAAACUUAGGACAAAGCUAAGUUUAUGGGCCAACAAGCACCUUAGCUUUGCUGGAAUGCUGCAGUUCGUUCGUUCUGUUUUACUCAGCAUCUCGAGUUACUGGUACAAGCAACUCAUAUUGCCUAAAGAAAUUAUUAGGAAAGUUGAGCAGUUGUAUUCUCGAUUCUUUUGGAAAGGGUCUGAUGCUCAUGCUAAAGGUGCAAGAGUUAGUUGGAAGAUUGUUUUCCUACUGAAAUCUGAAGGUAGAUUGGGGAUAAAAGAUGUAGGAGGGUGGAACAAGUCUUGCAUUGUUCAACUAAUCAGGAAGCUUUUGGCUAAUAAAGGCUCCCUUUGCGUGGCUUGGAUGCACUCCUAUGUUAUUAGGAAUGCUGAUUUUUGGCAAAUGGAAAUCCUUAAGAAUGCAAGCUGGAGCUUCAAAUAUUUGCUGAAAAUUAGGCCUGAUGUUGCUCACCUCUUUUCGGGUCAGGUCUGUGAUCAUAGUACGAGGUUGCUUACUCGGGUUAGGCUCUUGGGAAUGGGCCUAGCCAUUGAAACUGAUAAAUGCUUACUAUGUGGCAAUGAGACAGAGACAAGAGAUCACUUGUUCUUUGAAUGUCGAUUUGCUAAGGAGCUAUGGGCUCCAUUCUUGAACUGUGUUGCAUCUCUCGUGGAACUAGCAGCUGGGAUGGUGAACUGGCUUUGGCUUCUCUGCUAUCAAGGAGCAAGAUCAAAGGAAGAAGUGAUGGGAGAUAUUAAGGAGACCAUCUGA